AAUCAAAGCCGUUGACACUUCUUGAUAGUUCCUAAAUCGAAGUUGGUGAAUGUGAACUGCCAAUUGCCAAAAGGAUGCUUUCGUGGGGACUGCGCAGCAAUGCAUCCAUCUUCAAAUGAAUACAUUCCCCCCUCCCUUUUCUGUUGACUAAUUUUCACCCUCACAGCCUCAGCUCAACGCAUACACCCAGAAAAGCCCUUCAUCCCCCGCGUCGCCCAUUGAAGAAAUUAAGCAGCCGGAACCUCCCACCACAAGACAAGUCAUUCAUUUCUUCACAGUUCACAUGGUUUAUCCAAAGGUGAAAGUGAGGGAGCAGGAACAAGAUGAUCAAUCUGCUGAACAGGACAUUGAUUCUUCUGAGACGGAAUAUCUAGAAGACUCAUCCCAUAUCAUUGCAAAAAUCCCAAAGACUUAUGUGCCAAACUUACCCACACCUAAGAUUUCGGUAUCCAAAGGUGCAAUUUCUUCUAUGCCAUGUUAUUCAUUGCAAAGGAAGAAGGAAAAGAAAGCUGAUGAGGAUGAUAAAUCAAAUAUCAGGGCUAGUUCAGUCCCACGACCGCGUGCUGUCUUAUCCAGUCCUGAAAACGAUGGGAUGAUUGGAAAUCAAAACAGGACUAAAGCAGAACGUCUGUCAGCUUUGAAUGAUCAUAAUAUGGUUCCAAACAGGCAUGCAAAGUGCAAAGUUAUCCGAAAAGUUAAUGACAAAAAUCCUUUGAAGACAUUAAGAGAAACCAAGGAGGCUGCUAAUAAUAAGGACAAUGGUAAAGGAAAAAAAGUGUCACAUAUAGCCUUCUCAUCUAAAAAAGAUCCAUAAGAGAAGGAUAAUCAAGCUCUGACCAUUUAAUACUAAAGUCUCACUUUGAGGGAAUUGUAAAGAUGCAGAGGGUUUCUUUUGUCAAAUAAUUCAUGCUCUGCUGCUGCAGCAUGUUUUACGUGAAAAUUUGUAAUGUGUAUGAUUUCGGAAGUUCUUGAUCUGGUCAAUGUAACAACAGUGCUUGCUCUUUGAACUCUGUUGUCCUUAUGAUAGAAUCAGGUUUUGUGGCUACAUUUAUGUAAAAUGAUUGAUUUAUUUUCCCAUUAUGAAUAUGCCUAAAUGGUUUCUGGUCUU
Molecule: messenger RNA, 1108 nt
Organism: Malania oleifera
Lineage: Eukaryota; Viridiplantae; Streptophyta; Magnoliopsida; Santalales; Ximeniaceae
Exons: 4
Coding region: 284-814 (176 amino acids)
Source: RefSeq, a predicted model, not a curated record